CCUUUUUGUAAACCCCAACUUCCAGCUCAUUUCCACUCAAAAUCCCAACCUCAUUUAUUCCCAAUUAGGUUUUCCCCUUCCCCUUCCCUUCCCUUCCCUUCCCUUCCCUUCCCAUUCAAGAUCUAUCCAUGGAGUUCUUCCCCCAACUCAAAUCUUCCCAUUACCUUCCUCCAUUUCCGCCGCCAAUUCCUUCCCAUUCCGACUCCACCAGCUUCCCCAUUAUCGCCAUUGCCAUCAUCGGAAUUCUCGCCACCGCCUUCUUGCUCCUCAGCUACUACGUUUUCGUCAUCAAUUGCUGCCUCAACUGGCACCGCAUCGAUCUCCUCCGCCGUCUCCCCCUCUCCUCGAGGCGCCGCCGUCCACCUCCCACCACUCCUUCUCCACCCAUUCACACCAGGGGUCUCGACGAAUCGGUCAUUAGAUCAAUCCCUUUAGUUCAAUACAAGAAUUCAAUACCCAGAGGAAAAACCUCGUCGGAAUGCUCUGUUUGUUUGAGUGAAUUUGGAGAGGAUGAAACGGUGAGAAUCAUUCCCAUUUGUUCACAUCUUUUCCACAUUGAUUGCAUCGACAUUUGGCUGCAAAACAAUCCCAAUUGCCCAUUAUGUCGAACCACCAUUUCCAGCUCUGCUCUGUUUCAUCGAUUUCCCCUGCCAACCUCCUCGCCGGCGGAUCCAAUCGGCGGUGGAAAUGAAAGAGACUUCGUAGUAAUUGAAUUGGGUGGGAUUAGAAACGACCCAUCUGGUCAAUUGUCACAAGAACGACCAAAUUCAGGGGAAUGUCCGGCGACAGCCGGAAAAUUAGAACAGGGGAAGAAGCGGCGGAAGCUGCAGAAAGUGACGAGUUUAGGAGAUGAGUCGAUUGACACUAGAGAGAAAGACGAGAGGUUUUGUGUUCAGCCGAUUAGACGGUCGGUUUCGAUGGACUCGUCGGCGGAACGACAGAUGUAUUUGGCAGUGCAGGCGGCGCUGCGUGGAAGUACGGCGAGCCCCGGCGGCGAUGGGUGUAAUGGAAGAGGGAGGAGGUCUCUGUUUUCGUUUGGGAAUGGGAUGAGUUGCAGAAAUGGCGUUGAAGUUCAGGCGGUGCGGUUGGAAGAGAGUUAGGAAUUAGAAAAGGGAUAUUAUAGAAACUGUUAGGA
Molecule: messenger RNA, 1135 nt
Organism: Cucurbita pepo subsp. pepo (vegetable marrow)
Lineage: Eukaryota; Viridiplantae; Streptophyta; Magnoliopsida; Cucurbitales; Cucurbitaceae
Product: RING/U-box superfamily protein
Biological process (GO): protein ubiquitination
Molecular function (GO): transferase activity
Source: RefSeq, a predicted model, not a curated record